Messenger RNA from Cynara cardunculus var. scolymus (artichoke), 1845 nucleotides. RefSeq names its product glucan endo-1,3-beta-glucosidase 8-like. Gene Ontology annotation, biological process: carbohydrate metabolic process. The record is from RefSeq and is a predicted model, not a curated record. The transcript has 2 exons. Gene Ontology annotation, cellular component: plasma membrane. The coding region runs from base 277 to 1719 and encodes 480 amino acids. Lineage: Eukaryota; Viridiplantae; Streptophyta; Magnoliopsida; Asterales; Asteraceae. Gene Ontology annotation, molecular function: hydrolase activity, hydrolyzing O-glycosyl compounds.
UAUAAUAUACACACACACAGAGCUCCACGAUCUCCCUUUUUCUUCUUGAAGAAAUCCCCCAGAAAAAAUCGCCGAUUUUCGAUCCCUUUUUGUCUCACUUCUCAACUGCCAUUUUUGCAGCUUAUAUCUUCAAUCUCAAGCACUGUAAUCCCCACUUUUCGUCUUCAUCGGCUUCAAUUUUUAAAAACCCCCAAUUUUUUUGUUGAAAAAAUAACACCCAAAAGAUCUGAUUUGCAUUCAGUCGAGAUUCCCGGCUGUUUCAAAUUCAAUCAAAUAAUGUCGGGGGUGGAAACUGUCGUUUGGGUAUUGUUGGGGGGCCUGUUUCUGCUUUGGUCAGAAGUUGAAGGGAUUGGUGUGAACUGGGGGACGAUGGCUACCCAUAAGCUGGAUCCGAAAACUGUGGUUCAGAUGUUGAAAGAUAACGGGAUUAAUAAAGUGAAAUUGUUUGACGCCGAGCAAUCGACGAUGAGUGCACUCGCCGGCUCCGGCAUCGAAGUUAUGAUUGCGAUUCCUAACGAUCAGUUGCUCGCCAUGAACGAUUACGGUCGAGCUAAGAAAUUCGUGCAGCGUAAUGUUACCAGAUUUAAUUUCAAUGGCGGUGUUAAGAUCAAAUAUGUUGCUGUUGGCAACGAGCCGUUCUUGAAAGCAUACAACGGCUCGUUUAUGAAAACAACGUUCCCGGCACUCCAGAAUAUCCAGAAUGCCCUGAACGAAGCGGGAGUUGGUGAUGUCAUCAAGGCUACUGUACCUUCGAAUGCAGAUGUUUACGGUUCUCCGGUCGACAGUCCGGUCCCUUCGGCCGGGAGGUUCCGGGCUGAUAUCAAUGAUCAAAUGACCCAACUCGUAGAUUUCCUCGCCCAAAACAAUGCGCCCUUUACGGUCAAUAUAUACCCGUUUCUGAGUCUUUACGGCAACGACAAUUUCCCGGUUGAUUACGCUUUCUUUGACGGCGUAAGCCAACCGAUUGUCGAUAACGGGAUUCAGUACACAAAUGUGUUUGACGCCAAUUACGAUACCUUGGUCUCGUCUUUGAAGGCGGCGGGCCAUGCUGAUAUGCCGAUUAUUGUCGGAGAGGUUGGGUGGCCCACCGAUGGGGAUAAAAACGCCAACAUUAACAUGGCGUAUAGAUUCUAUAACGGGCUUUUACCUCGACUCACCUCCAACAAAGGGACCCCACUAAGGCCCGGCUCGAUAGAAGUUUAUCUCUUCGGGCUUAUUGAUGAGGAUGCUAAGAGUAUUGCUCCGGGAAGCUUUGAACGACAUUGGGGAAUAUUCCGAUAUGACGGGCAACCGAAGUUUGCGAUGGAUAUAUCGGGUCGAGGACAAAACUCGUUUUUGGUACCGGCCCAAAACGUGCGUUACCAAGAGAAACGGUGGUGCCAAUUCAACCCGGACGCAAAAGAUUUGAGCAAACUCGGGGAGAAUAUUAAUUACGCUUGUACAUUUGCCGAUUGUACACCGCUCGGGUACGGUUCGUCGUGUAACGGGUUGGAUGCAAAUGCGAAUGCUUCGUAUGCAUUUAAUGCGUACUUUCAGGUGCAAAAUCAAGACGAAAUGGCGUGUAAUUUUCAAGGUUUGGCAAUGGUGACGACACUAAAUAUCUCGACCGAGACCUGUGCGUUUAACAUUCAGAUAGUCGGGACGUACUCAUCGUCGGCUUCUCGUUCUUCGGUUCAUCUUUUCGUAUACUCGCUUAUUCUCGUGUUUUUGUUGUUGUAGGUUUGAUUGUUGGUGUAGAUAACGCAAGUUAUUGUCAUUUUGAGAGAUAGCAGCAUUGGUGAUUUACGAAUUGACGAUACAUUCGUUUAUCAGAACUUUUUUAUGAAAUGUGAUUGUUUUACACCC